AUCCACCCAAAAUAAACAAGUCACAACGCCGCCAACUCCAAAAGCUAAUCCCUAAUGGCCGCUGCUACUGCGCCGGUUUCUUUUUGCAGAGCUCACAUUUCUUCUUCUUCUACUCUCUCCAAUCCCUACUCUUCAUCCAAGUUGCCCUUCAAGUUCGGCAAAUUUACGCCUUGCCCAUCAUCCUCUUCUAAGUCUGCUGGAUUUUCCGUCUCUUGCACUUUGGCUAGAGAGGCUCCUGUCAAGAUGGAGGGGAAGGAGGAUUCUGACCCGGCUCUGUGGCAGCGGCCCGAUUAUUAUGGCCGUUUUGGUAAAUUUGGCGGGAAAUAUGUCCCUGAAACCCUAAUGCAUGCUCUCUCUGAGCUCGAAUCCGCCUUCGAUUCCCUCAAAGAUGACCCAGAUUUUCAGAAUGAACUAGCUGGGAUUUUGAAAGAUUAUGUUGGUAGGGAAACUCCUCUCUACUUUGCUGAGCGGCUUACAGAGCAUUAUAGGCGUCCUAAUGGUGAAGGACCGCACAUUUAUCUCAAGAGGGAAGAUCUUAAUCACACAGGUGCACAUAAGAUCAAUAAUGCCGUUGGGCAAGUUUUGCUUGCUAAACGUUUGGCCAAAAAGCGUAUAAUUGCUGAAACUGGGGCUGGUCAGCAUGGAGUUGCAACUGCUACAGUUUGUGCAAGGUUUGGCUUGCAGUGUAUUAUCUACAUGGGUGCACAAGAUAUGGAAAGACAGGCACUUAAUGUUUUCAGGAUGCGGCUUCUUGGGGCUGAGGUCAGGGCAGUCCAUUCUGGAACAGCCACACUGAAGGACGCUACAUCAGAAGCUAUUCGAGAUUGGGUGACUAAUGUGGAGACAACCCAUUAUAUUUUGGGAUCUGUAGCUGGGCCACAUCCAUAUCCCAUGAUGGUUCGGGAGUUCCAUAAGAUUAUUGGUAGAGAAACAAGGAAACAAGCAAUUGAAAAAUGGGGUGGGAAGCCAGAUGUUCUGGUUGCUUGUGUUGGUGGAGGCUCCAAUGCCAUAGGACUCUUUGAUGAUUUUGUUAAAGACAAGGAUGUUAGGUUGAUUGGUGUGGAGGCUGCAGGUUUAGGCUUGGAUAGUGGUAAGCAUGCAGCAACUUUGACCAAAGGAGAAGUUGGGGUCUUACAUGGAGCUAUGAGCUACUUAUUACAAGAUGAUGAUGGACAAAUAAUUGAGCCUCAUUCUAUUAGUGCAGGGUUGGAUUAUCCUGGAGUUGGACCUGAGCACAGUUUUCUGAAAGAGAAAGGACGUGCUGAAUACUACAGCGUCACAGAUGAGGAGGCAUUGGAAGCAUUCAAGAGAUUAUCACGAUUAGAGGGCAUAAUACCUGCUUUGGAGACAUCUCACGCCCUGGCUUAUUUGGAGAAGCUCAGCCCAACUCUCCCAAAUGGAGCUAAGGUUGUAGUGAACUGCAGUGGCAGAGGGGAUAAGGAUGUGCAGACCGCCAUAAAAUAUUUGCAAGUUUAGUAAUGGUGUUUAUGGUGUAAUUUAUUUUAUUUGACAAUAAACUGAUUAAUCCCUGUUUUAGUGUUAUAAGUAUUAGAUUUUGUUUCUCCUUGUUUCUUUUGUUUUCUUUUGGGUAUUCUCUAUCAUAUAUGUUUAUGGGACCAGACUACAGUUAAUGGCAAAUCCAGUUGCAGCA
This is a messenger RNA of Hevea brasiliensis (rubber tree), 1651 nucleotides long. Its product is annotated as tryptophan synthase beta chain 1. Gene Ontology annotation, biological process: L-tryptophan biosynthetic process. The coding region runs from base 55 to 1476 and encodes 473 amino acids. Gene Ontology annotation, cellular component: cytoplasm; chloroplast stroma. Lineage: Eukaryota; Viridiplantae; Streptophyta; Magnoliopsida; Malpighiales; Euphorbiaceae. The transcript has 4 exons. Gene Ontology annotation, molecular function: tryptophan synthase activity. The record is from RefSeq and is a predicted model, not a curated record.